AUGGACCAAGCGACAUCCUCGUCCCCCGCGAUGAGUUUUAGUGUCUUGACAUCCACUGCUCCAACCCUUGCGCCGCGAGUAGGCAAGCUGGUAAUUCCAGGCCGAAAGACCAUCGCAACGCCGCACCAUGUCCCGCUCACUUCGCGGGGCACAGUCCCGCAUAUUGCGCACGACGUGAUGCGCCAGCACACUGCAAUUAAUAGCAUAUACACUGGACUGGAAGAUUUCAUCGCGAAAAAGCAGCCCGCCGUAUAUAAAACUCCCGUCGCGGAUAAUGAGUCGCCAUUGAAGAAAUUCAUCUGUAUGCCAGAGGAUAUGCCUUUGAUUCUUGGCCCACGGCGAUUCCCUCCGAUCCCAUGCCCGCCCGCGAAUACAACGAAUUCUAUCGCCCUGCUAACCUCACUCGGGUUUACCCAACUCACUGCCUCGGAUUAUGUCAAAGCAGUCCAAAGGUUGAAACCAGAUAUUGCUGUCGGAAUGGUGGACCUGGCCAACAAGGAGCCGGGAUCCAAGAGACGGGCCAAAAUGGUUGACCGAACGCACGCGUGGACUCGCGAUGCACUGGAGCAGCUCUACGGGCCUCUGGUAGCAGAAGAAAGCAAGUCAAAGAGCGCAUAUUUUGCGCCUGUUCUACCGCUCGAUAAUGCGCAGCAGUCGCUCUAUCUGGAUGAUUUGGAGAGCGAGUUCCGAUGGGAUAUAUCUGGACUGGCACUGUAUCAGUCCGCGUCUCUGGGAUUCGUUCCAGAAUCGUUGGCAAACCUGCCUCGGUUGCUUUUCAGUGAACCUGAAACUCCACAAGAUAUUCUGCGUGACGUAUCUCUGGGAGCAGAUCUCCUGACCACGCCUCUACUGGGAGCGGCGUCUGAUGGCGGAAUUGCGAUGGAAUUCGUCUUCCCGGUUCCCGCUGCUCUGCAAGAUGGCGCUUCCCGAUCCCGACCUUUAGGAAUUGAUUUGUGGAAAUCAGAUCAUGCUAUCGAUACAUCACCGCUGGGCGAGGGAUGUCCAUGCCAUGCUUGCAAGAAUUAUUCUCGUGCUUAUAUCCACCAUCUGCUACAGGCUAAGGAGAUGACUGCUUGGGCGCUCCUUCAAAUCCAUAACUUCCAUAUCAUGGAUGCUUUCUUCGCUGGAGUGCGGGAGAGUAUUCAGCGUGGAUCUUUUGAGGAGGACGUUCUCACUUUCACUCGUGUUUAUGCCUCUUCGAUGCCAGAGAGCAGUGGGGAGGGUCCCAGAUUGCGUGGAUAUCAACUACCUGCCAAUGGACCUAACCAACCCCGUCGCAUGCCAAAGGUAUAUGGCUUGCUUGACGAUGCGAUGCAGAAAUUCGCCGAAUCUCAGUCUGGAGUCGCGACUCCAGACACCGGAGCGAGCGGACUUGAGGAGCACGGAUUUGCUGAGAAGGUGUGA
Penicillium paradoxum is the source of this 1404-nucleotide messenger RNA. RefSeq names its product tRNA-ribosyltransferase family protein. Lineage: Eukaryota; Fungi; Ascomycota; Eurotiomycetes; Eurotiales; Aspergillaceae. Gene Ontology annotation, molecular function: tRNA-guanosine(34) queuine transglycosylase activity. The record is from RefSeq and is a predicted model, not a curated record. The transcript has 3 exons. The coding region runs from base 1 to 1404 and encodes 467 amino acids.